GUGCUCGCUGGUCGUCAGUCGGAGGAACAUCGCCACCCUCAGCUCCAGGUGGGUGGGAGACCAACACGGACUGAGUGUGCAGUGUGCGGCGGAUAGUCUCAGACGAGCAGCUGUCGGAACCCAUAGGCCACCCAGGUAUAACGGCAGAGACACAGCAGCGCCAUGGCUCGUCUGCUGUUCGCCACUCUCGCCGCCGCGCUGGUCGCCAUGGUAACCGCCCGGAUGGCGUACGAGCUGUCUGACGGCGCAGAUAGCAUCGUGCCCAACCUGGUACAGUCGUUCAGCUGCGACGGCCGCGCCUACGGCUACUACGCCGACGUCAGCAACGACUGCCAGCUGUUCCACAUCUGCGUGCCCGUGCUGGGAGCUGACGGAGAGGUGCUGUCCACCGACCAGUACAGCUUCCUGUGCGGCAACCAGACCAUCUUCGACCAGGCCACGCUCACGUGCAACUACCCGGUGGACUCGCUGCCCUGUGAGGACGCCGAGUCCAUGUACUCGCUGAGGAACGACGAGUUCUUCAGGAAGCUGGACGGCAGCGAGGCGUGAAGGCCGUGACGGGGUGUGUCGCCGCAGCUAAACCGUGAACCACCUGGCGAGCGCCGUGUGUGCAUGUUCAUGUCAGUUGGUUUGGUUUGUUGGAGAGACGAGGCUGACAUCAUGACGUUCAUUUCAUAGCACAUCAGCCAGACUGAUCGAGCUCGACUUGUGUCAAAGUUCGGUGCAUGCCGGACCUGCGUCAUUGAUAAAGGUGAUCAGCAUUUGUGUAGGAAGGCGCAGCACUGUUCCCGAUUUGUCCGACCGUUUACUCUGCCAAACAUCUUUAAACCUUCCUGUCUUUGUUCUAUUCGUUUGAGCCAAAUUAAUCUUUUCCAAUUCAAGACAUGCAUGCUAACCAUUAUUGAACGGGAUUCCAUGCGAUAAUUUUGUAUCCAAAUGAUAUUUUGUAUGUGAUUCAAGUGUAUUUUGACAUUGUACUUCACUGAACAGAGCAUUAUGAAUUGAUGUGUGCUGGCGGCACGCAAUGAGUGAUUCAUAUUUCAUAUGAACUUCUGAAUUGUAAUAAAGAAAUCGAUGAGUGAA
Molecule: messenger RNA, 1083 nt
Organism: Amphibalanus amphitrite
Lineage: Eukaryota; Metazoa; Arthropoda; Thecostraca; Balanomorpha; Balanidae
Product: U-scoloptoxin(01)-Cw1a-like
Exons: 3
Coding region: 163-549 (128 amino acids)
Cellular component (GO): extracellular region
Molecular function (GO): chitin binding
Source: RefSeq, a predicted model, not a curated record